Molecule: messenger RNA, 3720 nt
Organism: Punctularia strigosozonata HHB-11173 SS5
Lineage: Eukaryota; Fungi; Basidiomycota; Agaricomycetes; Corticiales; Punctulariaceae
Product: glycoside hydrolase family 38 protein
Exons: 24
Coding region: 73-3522 (1149 amino acids)
Biological process (GO): oligosaccharide catabolic process; mannose metabolic process
Cellular component (GO): fungal-type vacuole membrane
Molecular function (GO): alpha-mannosidase activity; carbohydrate binding
Source: RefSeq, a predicted model, not a curated record
CUUGCCCGAGGUCCAGUAGCAUCAACAGAGUGUCUGGUGUAUACAUCCUUCCAGCGUUCACUACCAGACACAAUGGCCUGUAACCACGGCCACUCCAAACCGGGGACCUCAUCGGUCCCUGCCUAUCCCAAGCUCAACUACUCCGGCGGCGCCAAAUGGAUCAAGCACCUCACGAAAGACCGGCUCGCGACAUUUGAGGGUGGCCACUUCUCCAACGUCAACUUGUCGUCGGUGAUGUACCACCACCGCAUCGACGACUCGCACCACGUGAAGCUCCAGGCAUGGACCGCGCCGAACCGCACGAAACCGAGCUUUGCGGAGGCGAUGAAGCAGGAGUUCGUCCCCGUAGGCAAGGGCGCAACGUUUGGGCCAUCUUGUACAAACGUUUGGUUCAAGGUCACCAUAAAUCUCCCAGCGGAAUGGCAGAAGUACGAGCGCGUGCAGUUCGAGUUCGACCCUGACUGCGAGGCCAUGAUCUUCACCACGGCCGGUGAGCCGCUCCAGGGCAUCACCGGCGGCUGGGGCGGAGACCGUCGCGUCGAGUUCAUACUGCCGCCCGAAGCCCGCAAGAAAGGCACGUUCGACUUCGUCAUUGAGAGCAGCUGCAACGGCAUGUUCGGUAUCAGCGGUAUCGGUCCUCCGGACAACAACCGCUACUUCUCGUUGCGCUCCGCCGACCUUGUCGUACCCAACCUGGACGCCUGGGCCCUCUUCUGGGACUUUACCACCCUCCGCGAGCUCGUCGACACCCUCCCGGGCAACACCCCACUCCAGAACCUUGCGCUCACGACCGCAAACGCAAUCAUGAACGUUUUCCAGAACGAUGACCCGUCCACGAUUCCCGCCGCACGCCAGCUCGCUUGGAAGGUCUUCGGCGAGGCCUGGGACGGCAAGGCGGAGAAGAUCUACGAGGAAGGCGUGGAGCGCCCGCUCGUGUGGGGUAUCGGACAUUGCCACAUCGACACGGCGUGGUUAUGGCCGUACCGCGUCACGCAACAGAAGGUCGCGCGGUCAUGGUCUACUCAGGUUGACCUCAUGGAACGGUAUCCGGAACAUCGUUUCACGUGCAGCCAAGCGCAGCAGUACAAGUGGCUCGAGCAGCUUUACCCCCCUCUAUUCGAGCGCGUCAAGGCCAAGGUUCUCGAGGGCAAGUUCCACCCUGUCGGCGGCUCGUGGGUUGAAAACGACGCGAACAUGCCCUCCGGAGAGGCGCUCGUUCGUCAGUUCGUGUUUGGCCAACGGUAUUUCGAAAGCCGCUUCGGCUUCCGCUGCGACACCGCCUGGCUACCGGACUCGUUUGGUCUUACUGGCGCACUGCCCCAGCUCAUCCGGCAAGCAGGCAUGAAGUACUUCUUUACACAGAAGCUCUCUUGGAACAACAUAAAUGUAUUCCCUCACUCGACGUUCAACUGGGUGGGUAUCGAUGGCACUCAAGUCUUGUGUCAUAUGACUCCGGUCGAUACGUACACCGCCCAAGCGACCGUCGGCGACGUAAACAAGGGCAUCACCAACCACAAGAACUUGGAGUCCAACGACACUGCGCUGCUUGUGUUUGGUAACGGCGACGGCGGAGGUGGCCCGCUCGCGAAAAUGCUUGAGAACCUUCGCCGCAUCCGCGCCACCACGAACGCGCACCGCGAGCUACCGCCUGUGUCCAUGGGUAGCUCGGUCGAGGACUUCUUCGACGACAUCACCAAGACUACUGAGGCUGGCAAGACGUUGCCGAACUGGCAUGGAGAACUGUACUUGGAGUUCCACCGUGGCACAUACACCUCCCAUGGCUCAAUCAAGAAGGGCAACCGCAAGUCUGAAAUCUUGUUGCGCGAUGUCGAGCUGGUUGGAACAUUGGCGUCGUUAUACAAGCUCCACCGCAAGGACUACGAGUACCCGAAGGAGACUAUCGACACCGCCUGGGAGAAGGUCCUCCUCAACCAGUUCCACGACGUACUACCCGGAUCCGCCAUCGGUAUGGUCUACGACGAUGCAGAGGAACUCUACAGCGAAGUGCGCAAGGACCUCAACCUCGCCCUCGAAGAUGCCUUCAAGGUCCUUUUCCCUGAGUCGACCACGCUAGAUGCCGCUGUCUCGCUCAAGCCCGCUCUCGCACCGGCCCUCGUGGGCUUCAACACGACCUUCUUCCCCAGGAGGGAGGUCGUUAAGGUCCCACUUGUCGGCGGCGCUGCGAACCUCAAGAACAAGCUGGUGCAAGUAUCGAAGGAUGGCGCAUCGGGGUACGCGCUGAUGGAGGGCGCUGAUGGUGCGAGCCUGGUGCGGCCCACGGGGAUGUUUGCGGACUGUGCUCCGGUGUCUGUGUAUACGAACGGCACGGACCACUUCGUGCUCCGGAACGCAAGCGUGCAGUUGACCCUUAACAAGGGUCGGAUCACGAGCCUUUACGACGUCCAACUUGCACGGGAGCUCAUUCCGGAAGGACACUCCGGUGGUCUUGUCAUUUUCGAGGAUCGUCCGAACAACUGGGACGCCUGGGACGUCGAGAUCCACCAUCUCGAAAAGGGGAAACAUCUGGAGUUCGGCAAUGUUGGCAUUGUGGCCGAGGGCCCUCUGCGUGCCACGGUCGAGACUGAAGUCAAGUAUGGCCAGAGCACGAUCAAGGUUUCGAUCUCCCUAGACGCAGUCCCGGCGACCCUGAAGCACCAUUCGCGUCCUUUGUUCGUCUUUGAUGCCACUGUGGAUUGGCACCAAAGGCACGAAUUCUUGAAGUUCGAGCUUCCGUUAAACAUUCACAACGACAAUGCCACGUACGAAACGCAAUUCGGCUUCGUACAACGCCCAACACACAAGAAUACUACUAUGGACAUGGCCAAGUUCGAGGUGUGCGGGCACAAGUAUGCUGAUUUGAGCGAGUACGGCUAUGGCGUGGCGAUCCUGUCGGAGUCGAAAUACGGCUACUCCUGCCAAGGCAACGUCCUCAACAUCUCGUUGCUGCGUGCCGCAACCUCCCCCGACGAGGAACAGGACCAAGGCACGCACCAAUUCUCGUGGGCGGUGAUGCCCCAUAUUGGCCACUUUUUGGAAUCCGACGUGCCCCAGGCAGCGUACCUGUUCAAUGCUCCUAUUCACUCUCGCUACGUGCAGGACGAGCGCGUUGAGUCGGCCUUGGCGACAAUGCGCCCUCCGUUCGGCGUUAGCGGUGCCCACAACGUCUUCCUCGAGACCGUCAAACGUGGGGAUGACGACGACAAGCACACUACGACGGUGAUCCUUCGUCUCUACGAAGCGUUCGGAGGCCAUGCUAGGGCCAAGCUGCACAUUGCGAAGCACUUUGGCGUCAAGCAAGCGUACCUCACUAACCUGCUCGAGGAACACAUCACCGAGUUCAACCUCACCAAGGCGGAUGCGAUGGCGGAGACCACGUUCCCGUUAGAGUUCCAUGGCUUUGAGGUCAAGACGGUCAAGUUAGUGCUCGAAAGUAGCCUCCGAGAUGCUGCGGCGGAAAGGCCAAGGCAAGGUAAGCAUGACAGCUGGGUCGAUGUUACCUACGAAGCAAAAUCCUUCGAUUAGUGCCGAGCACUGGCGGCAACCGAAUAUGAUCGAUUCAGCGAAGGAAGGGUUGUAGUUGUAUGUGAAGAAUAGUUGACGAGUGAUCGUUGACCCCGGCGAGUUGAGCCUCUUACAGUGUUGUCGAUGCCAACACUUGUACUUCCAGUUGCAAAAGUGACGACUGUACUGUAAAAAUAGCAACGCGCAAAAAAUGAUGUU